UAGAUUUUUUGUUCAUAUCCCAUACUUCGAUUCACCUAUAAACACACAACAUGUUCCAAUACCUAACCACAUCAAAUUUCAAAACAACAUCAUUACAUUAGUACAAAAAAAACAACCUCAAAAACCAACAACUUCAAGUACUUUAUUUUUGUUUGUGAAGAAGAAUCAUAAUAACAAAAUGUCUCAAUAUCAACAAGGUGGAUAUGGUGAUCAAACACGUAGGGUUGAUGAAUAUGGAAACCCAGUGAGUCAACAACUUGAUCAAUUUGGUAAUCCAAUUAGUAGUGGUGGUGGGUUAACUGGUCAUGGUCAUGGUCAUGGUCAGCAACAACAGCAUCAUGGUGGAGUUGAUCAAACCACUGGGUUUGGGACUCACACAGGUAGUGGAACUGGAACUGGAUAUGACACCCACACAGCCACAGGUGGUGUAGGAGGUUAUGGAACAACCACUGAUUAUGGAAGCACCAACACUGGAAGUGGUUAUGGAAGUACCAAUAUUGAUGGAACAGGAACAGGAGCUGGAACAGGGUAUGGAACAACUGGCUAUGGCACCACCGGUGUCGGCGGUGGAACAGGAUUAGGAUAUGGAACAACUGGAAGCACUGAGUAUGGUCAUCAUGGAACUCAACAAGACAAAGGAAUUGUGGACAAGAUUAAGGAAAAGAUUCCUGGUACUGGAACAGGAACAGGGUAUGGAACAGGACAUGGAACAACUGGUUAUGGAAGUGGUGGUGGAGCUGGAUAUGGUGGAACUGGAAGCACUGAGUAUGGUCAUCAUGGAACUCAACAAGACAAAGGAAUUGUGGACAAGAUUAAGGAAAAGAUUCCUGGUACUGGAACAGGAACAGGGUAUGGAACAGGACAUGGAACAACUGGUUAUGGAAGUGGUGGUGGAGCUGGAUAUGGUGGAACUGGAAGCACUGAGUAUGGUCAUCAUGGAACUCAACAAGACAAAGGAAUUGUGGACAAGAUUAAGGAAAAGAUUCCUGGUACUGGAACAGGAACAGGGUAUGGAACAGGACAUGGAACAACUGGUUAUGGAAGUGGUGGUGGAGCUGGAUAUGGUGGAACUGGAAGCACUGAGUAUGGUCAUCAACAACAUGGAGAGAAAGGGAUGGUUGAUAAGAUUAAGGAGAAGAUUCCUGGUACUGGAACAGGAACAACAACAGGACAUGGAACAGGAACAGGUUAUGGGACAACAGGGCAUGGAACAGGGACAACUGGUUAUGGAACAACAACUGGUCAUGAUCAUCAUGGAGAUCAGCAACAACAUGGAGAGAAGAAAGGGAUUAUGGAUAAGAUUAAGGAGAAGCUUCCUGGUACUGGAUCAUGUACUGGACACUAGACCAUCUUCAUGAUUAAUAUCUAUGUAUGGAUGGAUACAUGCAUAUUAUAUGAUUAUGAUUAAUAAUAAAUGUGUAUUGGUGUAUUUUAAACUUUUGGUUUGUGUAAUUUGCUUCAUGUGUGAUGUACCUUAUCAUGUUAUGUAAAAGGUAUAUAUGAGGUGGAUAUGUAGAUUAAUAAAAUAUGCAUGUUGUAUUAGUAUAGUAUUCUACCAUAGGGGCAUAUGUGAAGGUACUUUCUGUGUUUUGAGAGGGUGCUUCACUUUGUUAUUUGAAGUAAUAAAAGUUAAAAUUUUAAAUAA
Trifolium pratense (red clover) is the source of this 1645-nucleotide messenger RNA. RefSeq names its product dehydrin DHN3-like. The transcript is spliced from 2 exons. NCBI's taxonomy places the organism in Eukaryota, Viridiplantae, Streptophyta, Magnoliopsida, Fabales, Fabaceae. The coding region runs from base 179 to 1345 and encodes 388 amino acids. The record is from RefSeq and is a predicted model, not a curated record. Gene Ontology annotation, biological process: response to water.